AUGUCCACUGCCCAGGAUGAAGCUAACCAGUACUUUUCCGGCGGCGAUCUUCCUUCUACCCACCCGGAAGAUCGAGACAACGUCUCAGAUCGGAGCGUACAAGAAGAGGAGAAGCCCCGGCCUCGUAAUCUGCGUGGCGGCCGUCGACGCUCUACCUCAGAUACAGAGGACCAAGAUUCGGACAGAGCAGACAAGAUGACUACCACCACCACCACCUCAUAUACCAUUCCCAGCACCACUCACUAUGCCAAUACCGGUCCUAAGGGUGUCAUUGCCGACGCCCAGAAUUUCCAUCGCGCGAAGAAGUCUUCCUUCCGCAACCGCCUCUCUACCUUCACCAGCGGGUUUGCCUCGUUCCGGCCACCUACCACCCUCUUCAACUCAGAGACUAAGCAAGCCCCCUCGAACUCGUCAGACCAUUCCGACAACGGCUUGUCAGAAGAAGAUUCUGACCAGGAGUUCAUGACCAACUGGCGUGCACAACGCAUGCAAGAACUCAGCUCCAAUGGCCCCAACAACCCUACCCGCAGAGUAUCGCCUUCGAGACGAACGUGGGGCUCCUUGCAGGAGGUAGAUGCGAAUGGCUACCUGGACGCCAUUGAGAAGGUAUCAGACGAUGCUAUCGUCAUAGUUAUGAUCUACGAUCCGACAUCCGAUCGCUCAGCAUCCGUCGAAGACGAGCUACACAUGCUAGCAUACAGGCAUUCCAAGACACGCUUCGUCAAGCUUCACCACGACAUCGCCGAGAUGGAGACAAUCGAGGUCCCUGCCGUUUUGGCUUACCGAGCUGGAGAUGUAUUCGCAACUAUCUCUGGGGCUAGCGCGCAAGAUGUUGAGGCCGCGCUGAGAAAACACCGCGUGAUCGAGUGA
Cyphellophora europaea CBS 101466 is the source of this 870-nucleotide messenger RNA. RefSeq lists its product as uncharacterized. Bases 1 to 870 code for a protein of 289 amino acids. Gene Ontology annotation, biological process: regulation of G protein-coupled receptor signaling pathway. The record is from RefSeq and is a predicted model, not a curated record. NCBI's taxonomy places the organism in Eukaryota, Fungi, Ascomycota, Eurotiomycetes, Chaetothyriales, Cyphellophoraceae. The transcript has a single exon.